AUGUCAGGCAGCAGGAGCGUUACUGCUCAGUCACUGGAAUUGAGGGUUUUGAAUAGAAAUCAUGCGUGUGAGAUCUCAUCAGAUACAACUAGUUCUGGGAAAAGGAAUCACGAGAGGAAGAUGCACGUCAACAGCAAGCUAGUUAAGCAACUGGACCAGAGAUUGGGAAUUCUUGAAGAUGAAGGUGAAAUCCUCGAGGGAGAAUUCAUGAGAAGCAUGCAAGAAAGGGCAGAGUUAAUCGCUGAGGUUCGCAAUCACUUUGAGGAUAUGCAUUAUUAUUUUCGUCUCAAAAGCCAAGAAUGCGGAGACAUUUCCUCCCAAGGAGCUUUGACCAUUGAACCUCUCAAGAAGGAGAGGAGCAUCACUUUUGACCAGAACCCUGAGUGCCCCUCGUCAGCUCAGCCAGUGAAUCCUCGGGGGUAUUUCUCGUAGGGCGCGAUUUGAGUCUAACUUCAUAUAUCGUCCGGAUGCUUUUGGGAGACGGGAUACUCUAGGUCCAGAAAAAUUAGUCUGAUAAAAUUGGGAUACUCCCUAAUUGAUUUAAAAAAAAAAAAAAAAAAAACCAGAACCUGAGUGCUCAAGCAGGACCCAGCUAAAUAUAUGACCAGUUCCCAAGCAUAUAAAAUAGUAUACUAGUAUUUGAGGAAUAUUGAAAUUCUUCCAAGGCCAUGGAAUUUUGCCAAGCUUACUCAAUGUUUUGCAUUUUUGGCAUCACUUGAGACUUGGAUGUCUAAAAAUUUCUGUUCCAGAUCUCUUCUAUCAGUUGUACCUUUAACGAGCUUAUGAAUUAAAUAACGAUCUGUUCAAGAA
Coffea eugenioides is the source of this 810-nucleotide messenger RNA. RefSeq lists its product as uncharacterized. Lineage: Eukaryota; Viridiplantae; Streptophyta; Magnoliopsida; Gentianales; Rubiaceae. Bases 1 to 432 code for a protein of 143 amino acids. The transcript is spliced from 2 exons. The record is from RefSeq and is a predicted model, not a curated record.